This is a messenger RNA of Daphnia magna, 2388 nucleotides long. RefSeq lists its product as uncharacterized. NCBI's taxonomy places the organism in Eukaryota, Metazoa, Arthropoda, Branchiopoda, Diplostraca, Daphniidae. The transcript has a single exon. Bases 1 to 2388 code for a protein of 795 amino acids. The record is from RefSeq and is a predicted model, not a curated record.
AUGGCAUCAUCCAGUGAAAGCGACGGAGGUGCCGUCGAUCCUAAAGUAACUUUGGCACUUCGCACGAAGGCGAAACGUGCUCACACUCGGAGAGCAAAUAAAUUGAGCUCGUUGAUUGAACAAGCGGCCCCAAAUGAAGAGGUAGCAGUAGCCCUAGCUGUGCUAGAAGAAGCAUAUAUUGAAGCGACUACAUUGAAUGGCAAAUACAAGCUAACUGAGAAUCUUAGCAAGGAGCAACAAUUAGCAGCCACUCAAUGGGAGUCAGAAGUGUCGGAGCUGUUUAACGGAUGCAGAAAUGCAGCACAAGUAUAUCUACGAAAGGAGAAGAGGGACAAGCCGACAGACAGCGACGAUGGGCCGGUAAAUGCCAAGAAAAGAAGAAUCGAGUUGGAGCAUCAACGCCAACAAGUAGCCAUUGAAGAGCAGCGUAAAUUGGAAGACGUGCGCCAACGGAGCAAGCGAGAACAAGAAGACCUUACCUUGCAGAUCGAGUUCCACCGCCAGUUGGAAGGCCUUACAUCUACAUUUACACCGGGUUUGUCAUCGACGAUGCUGAAUGUUGCGCCGGAGGAAGAGAAGAUACCCACAGGUUGUUGGCCCAAGAUAACCAUCAAGCCGUUCAACGGGGACCCACGGACAUGGCCAGAAUUCUCACUAUCAUUUAAAGCUGUAGUUCAUGAUAGUCGCAUGCCUGACUUAAUGAAAAUGAUAGCCCUGCGCGACAAUCUGGAUCCUGAGGUUAGAAGAAGAGUAUCAAAUCUUUUUAGUUCUUCGGCCGUAUACAACGAAACUUGGGAAACACUCAACAAUCGAUUUGGGAACGUUCAAGUGAUUAUUCAUGCGCACAUCCAGGAAUUGCUAGCGCUCCAGCCAUUUAAGUCAGGAGACUUAAGAGCCCUUAUCAACAUGGCCGCGUUGGUAAAAGACGCAGUAACGAGUGUUGAUCAGCAGGGCGCAACGUCCUACUCGAACAUCGUGAGCCAAUUGGUACAAGUCCUCCCGAAUGAGCUGCAGAGAGAAUGGGGCAGAUUUGCCUAUCCACUUAGACCCAAGAUCCCUGGAUUGGCAAAUUUCGACCGAUGGAUCGAAGGAAUCGUCGGAGCGGAAGAAUUUAUGGGCGGUUCAACUAGUUCGAAAAUACCCCAUCCUCCUAGUAACCGCCAAGUAAAAUUCGGGCCAACGGUCAUGGCGACGGUCCUAAAAUCACCGCCGGCUAAAAGUAAUGCAUGCGGAGUGUGCAAAUCAGAUCCAGGACAUCCGCUAGCAUUCUGCCAGGUGUUUAUUGACCUCUCACCUACACAACGAGCUGAAGCGGUGGUGAAAACGGAUAAUUGCUUCAGGUGCCUUGGAAGAAAUCAUUAUUCUGCCAGCUGCAAGAAAUCAAAAAAGUGCACUGUAACCGACUGCGAUCAAUGGCAUCACCCGCUAUUGCAUGGAUCCGGAAGAGUGUUUCCUCGUCGGCAAGGUAAUUUAACUGGCAAAUCCGAUCGUCUAUACAUAAGUCGUCCUGUUUAUAUUGCCCUUGUGCCAAUGCUAAUCCGAGUGAAGGGUCGCAUCUUUCACACAUUGGGCCUACUAGAUCCAGGCAGCGAAGCUACCUUGAUUCUCGAAGACUUGGCGUCAAAAAUCGGUUUAAGUGGAACAAGUGAUUCGUUGUACUUCGGUUCGUGCUUAGAGUCCAAACUUAUUCACACGCAGCUGGUAAAAUUCGACAUACUCUCGGUGGAUAGGAAGUUCGAAUUUUGCGUGGAAGAAGCAAUCGUCGUGCAUUCUAUCAAAGGUUCAGAAAGGAAGAUAGACUGCCCAAAGAUGAAGUUUCUUUGGGAGCAUCUGGCUGAUUUGGAUUUGCCGGAAAUAAAUUCAAACUUCGUGGGCGUUCUCAUCGGGAUGGAUGUAGACGAGGCUCACCUUCGGCUAGCUACUAGGACGUCUCAAGAAAGUUCGGGGGCCCCAAAGGGAAUUUUGACACCGUUCGGAUGGGCAGUGGUUGGACGCAUACCAUCAUCUAUUUUAAAGGGUCCAAAUAAGAAGACGGAGAUGCGGUGCCUUGCAGUCGGAAUCGAAAGUGCGGAGAGUGUUAGCUUUGUGGAAAUGGUCGAGAGUUUCUACACCACGGAAGCAUUCGGCACAACAGUGACCGAUAUGAAAUUGUCGGAAGACGACGCCGCAGCGCUCAACAUUUUAAAUUCGUCCAUCAAGAAUAUUGGCAAUCGGUUUGAGGUUAGCUUAUUAUGGAAACCGUCGGCUGUUAGAUUACCAAACAAUCGAAAUUGCGCAUUCCAGCGGUUGGUGUCAGUGGAGAAACGGCUUUUGAAGAAUAAGGAUAUAGCAGAGCGGUACACCAAAGCUAUAGAAAAAUACGUACUCGACGGCCACGCUCGGCUGUGA